AUGGGGUCGAUGCCCAGCGAUGUGGAGACUCUCUCCCUGUACGAGGCGCCGGAUGACCUUUCUCGCGAAAUUGAUGAGCACAUCAGAGACAGCGCCCUGGCCCAGUCUUUACGAGCACACCCCGACUUCGUAGAGUCCAGACCACACCUCAAAAUCCCUGCCGAAGUGCGGCAGCACAAUCUGACGGCGGGGACGUUGGCGGGGCCUGGAAUGAUCGCUGUCCCGCCCUAUUACUUCAAUGAGAAGGACGGUAAAUCCAUGGUUCAGAUCUUCUACGUUGGAGCUGACUGCUCUGGACAUCCUGGCAUCGUCCAUGGAGGAUUUCUCGCCACGAUGCUAGACGAGGGUUUGGCCAGAUGCGCCUUCCCAGCCAUGCCCAACAAAGUGGGAGUCACCGCCAAUCUACAGAUUAAUUACCUCAGGCCUACCAUGGCCGGGCAAUAUCUGGUCCUUAGAGCCAAGACAACCAAAGUGGACGGGCGCAAAGCUUGGUCUGAAGGAUGGAUCGAGAGUCUAGAAGUGGCCGAGGGAGAAGAGCCUCAGAAACUCGUAGAGGCAACUGCCCUCUUUGUUGAGCCAAAGCAUGCUAAGGAGGCUGCUACGACUGACUUGCAGACCUCUGCUAGAAAGGUAUAG
Messenger RNA from Exophiala aquamarina CBS 119918, 636 nucleotides. RefSeq lists its product as uncharacterized. NCBI's taxonomy places the organism in Eukaryota, Fungi, Ascomycota, Eurotiomycetes, Chaetothyriales, Herpotrichiellaceae. Bases 1 to 636 code for a protein of 211 amino acids. The record is from RefSeq and is a predicted model, not a curated record. The transcript is spliced from 2 exons.